AUGAAUUGUCCAACUUAUGGCAUUGUACACUGGGAUGGCUGUAUUAUUAGAACCGAAUUAGGUUAUGACUAUGUUGGUGGUCAGCACAAUUUCUUCCGUAUGAAACGAAGGUUGACAUAUGAGGAUCUUUUUUUGAAAAUAGUUCGUUGUACAAAUUUGUCAGAACGUAAUCAAUUCAUAUGCAAGAUUGAAUAUAGGAAACCAAUAUUCAUCGAAAACGAUUACAAAUUUGAACUAGUUCAGCUGCUUAACGAUGACGAUGUAGAGAUGAUGUUUGAUUACGUAUGUACAAUUGGAUCUGAAAGUAUAAUUUUUUAUGUCGAUGUGGUUAGAGAUAUUCAGAGAAAUCAGAAAGAUGAUUGUGCCGGUCCCUCGUAUACUGAUGAUUUAGGGAAUUCACAAUUUCCAAGUCGUCCGAAUAGUGAAGAGCAAGAUGAAAUUAUAGUAUGUCCAAGUAAUCCGUUUUGUAUUGAAGACUUUAACCUUAAUAGUGUUUAUAAUAUUGCCAAUGAAGUUGUGGAUGAAGUUGAUGAAUAUGUCGAUUCAGAGAGAUUAUCUGAUUCUGACAAUAACGAGUAUGAAAGUAGUUGGAUUGAGGACGACGAAUUAUUAUCAGGUGAUGAUAAUGUUGUUGUUCAGUAUAGUAAUCCUAUUUUGCCACUAGUGCAUCUACCUCCAUUUUCAGAAAUAGAUUUUAAAUUAAUGCGUGUAGACCCGUAUGCAAAGCCACCGUCUGAUAUGUUUUGGAAUCCAAAUAAGGAGUUUUCUGUUGGGAUGAUUUUUCCGAGUAGAGAUGCUGUCAUGGAAGCAGCGAAGGAGUACCAUUUGCUUAGACAUCAUCAUUUUUGUUCUGAUGAGACUAAGAGAAAAACAUAUAGUAUUAAAUGUAAAUAUAAAAAACAUAAUUGUAAAUGGCAUCUGCGUGCAUCAAUGAAGGAGGGAUCUGAGAUCUGGAGAAUUGUAUCUUACGAUGGGCCGCAUACAUGUUCCAAUCCAACAGUUGACAAAGAUCAUCCUCAAUUGAAUACUAAAUUUGUCUGUCAAUUUAUUAUGCCUAUGAUAGAAGAACAACCACACAUUAAAAUAAAAACCCUUCAGGCAGAAGUUAGAGAUAAAAUUGGAUAUGAACCAUCAUAUUCAAAGACAUGGAAGGCAAAACAAUUUGCAAUUAGGAAAAUUUUUGGUGGAUGGGAUGAAUCGUAUGGAAGGCUCCGUAGGUAUAUGACUGCAGUGUGUCACUUCAAUCCUGGUUCAAUCUUCGUAAUUGAAGAUGAUUCCCACUACAUCAACGAUCGUAUUGAUCGUACGUCUAGUGUAUUUGACCGCAUGUUUUGGGCUUAUCGUCAAUCUAUUGAAGGAUUUAAGCAUUGUCGAUCAGUAAUUUUUGUUGACGGUACAUUCCUAUACGGUAAAUAUAGUGGAUGUAUAUUGUGUGCAACAGGGCUUGAUGGAAAUAAUCAGAUAUUUCCAUUGGCUUUUGCAAUUGUUGAGAAGGAGAAUUCAGAUAAUUGGGGUUGGUUUAUGUCUUGUUUGCGAACUUAUGUCACAGAACGCGAAGAAUUAUGUGUUAUUUCUGAUCGUCACAUUGGAAUUAAGAAAUCAAUGCAACAAGAUUGGUGGCAACCUCCAAGUGGACAUCAUCGCUACUGCAUACGACACAUUUUGAGCAAUUACAAUACAAAAUUCAAGAAUGCAACAAUGAAGGAAUGUUUGCGAAAGGCUGGUAAAACUUCAAUUGCAAUAUCUUAUUUUUAG
This is a messenger RNA of Manihot esculenta (cassava), 1755 nucleotides long. RefSeq lists its product as uncharacterized. Bases 1 to 1755 code for a protein of 584 amino acids. NCBI's taxonomy places the organism in Eukaryota, Viridiplantae, Streptophyta, Magnoliopsida, Malpighiales, Euphorbiaceae. The record is from RefSeq and is a predicted model, not a curated record. The transcript has a single exon.